AAUUCCAUCAACAUAAAGACAUUGACUCAUAACUUUCCUAUGAUAAUAUGGACCUCUCCCUUCUACUCAAAACCACAAUCACUUUUCAUCUCUUUUCACUCAUCUCUCAUACCAUGAACUACACAACAUGUCAUACACACAAUUGUGAACAAGCCAAAGAAUUCAGUUUCUGGACCCAAAAAUGUGGUUGUGAUACUAUUCAACUUGGAUCUGCCAAUGAAACAGAGUUUCAACAAACACAAAAAAUAAAAAAUCUUAUAUUUCAGAAUAGUAACCAUCAUUGUUCUUCAAUAGUUUCAGAAUCUCUAAGGAGCAAAGAUAUUUUAGAAGGAAAGAAUGAAGUUAUGGAGAUGAUAAAAGACAUGCCUGAAUCAAGCUAUGAACUCUCUUUUCAAGACAUGGUUAUUGAGCAGCAUCAAAUGCCACUACCAGAAACAGAACACAAACAACUGGAGAAUAAGCAGAAGAAGGUUAAGAAUAAGAAAGAAAACAAAAGCAAUAAGAUGUUGAGAGUUGAAAGUAUGGACAGUGAAACCUUUCUACUCAAGAUGUUUUUUCCAACUUUUGAUUGGAUGAAGAAGCCUAAAGUGCAAAAUGGUUCCAUUAAACAAAAAGAUAAAGAUUGGAGAAUCAAAAGAUUUUUCACUCAAGAUACACAAAAUAGUGGCAGCAACAAUAAUAAAAACAGGAAUGUUGAUCGGAGCUUAUCAUUCUCACAAGGUUGCUUCCCAUUCUUUCUUCAAAUAAAAAGCAAAGUAAAGAAACUUGGAGGAGGAUUAACUUCUUAAAUUAUUACUAUACUUUUGUUAUGUUGUAACAUCUUGGGGUGCCAUGGAAAUUAAUUCAAGAAAUGUAAAAUAGAAGAUCAAGGCAUGAAGAAUUAAUUGUAGAGGAAGAUAUUAAAUGUGUGAUUGCAUUGACACAAUUUUUGCAAAAGCUACAUUUUGAAGCUUCAACAAAUCUACGCUUUGGAUUUAUUAUUGAA
Cicer arietinum (chickpea) is the source of this 985-nucleotide messenger RNA. Lineage: Eukaryota; Viridiplantae; Streptophyta; Magnoliopsida; Fabales; Fabaceae. The record is from RefSeq and is a predicted model, not a curated record.